Molecule: messenger RNA, 1029 nt
Organism: Dothidotthia symphoricarpi CBS 119687
Lineage: Eukaryota; Fungi; Ascomycota; Dothideomycetes; Pleosporales; Dothidotthiaceae
Product: acyl-CoA N-acyltransferase
Exons: 3
Coding region: 218-739 (173 amino acids)
Molecular function (GO): acyltransferase activity, transferring groups other than amino-acyl groups
Source: RefSeq, a predicted model, not a curated record
ACCCUAAGCGAGCUGGUCAAAGACCACAAGACCGAAGAAUUAACCGAUGACGUCACUCUCAAAUUUGAUAGAAUUCAAUCGUGCGACUUCUCCAUUCUGUUCGGCGCGUGGGGAACUCUCAAAAAACGAGAUUGGCCAGAUGUAGGCUGAAGUCAAACCAGCUCGAGCCACAUUGCAAUUAUCUCUCCCACCUACUAGCUAGAAUUGAAACGACAAGAUGACCCAGACAGCUAAACCCGCUGUCGACAUCCGACCCGCCAUGUUUCCCAACGACAGGACCAUUGUCGGAGAACUCUUCCUCGCAUACGCGCAAUCUCUUCCCAUCAGUCUUGAUUUCCAAAACUUCGAGCACGAACUAGCUGGACUUCCAGGGAAAUACGCAGUAGGGAAUGGCGGGGCAUUGUAUCUUGCGUACACCACAUCCUCAACCGAACCAUUCUCAGAGCAGGUGAUAGGAUGUGUAGCCAUCCGCCCGUUCACACCACCAGAGUCUUGCGAGCUCAAGCGACUCUAUCUGACGCCCGAAUCACGAGGAUUGGGCGUAUCGAAGAUUUUGAUGGACGCUGCUUUGUGCAAAGCAAAGGAGCUGGGGUACAAAGAGAUGCUGCUGGAUACGCUGAGGAGUAUGACGCCUGCGAGGAGGCUGUAUGAAGGAUAUGGGUUUGUGGAGACCGAAGAGUACUACAAGAGUGUCGAAGACGCUGUCUUCUAUCGGCUGGUUCUACGAGCAAACUACUGAUUCCGUGAGAUAUUGCUCAUAAUCACGGACGCGUUUUUGGUGCUGCGAAUGAAAGCCACGACGACUUGGGGAACCGUUAGACUACAUCUGAAGCCUUGUUCAAGAGAUCCGGAAGGACUGUAAAAACAACAAGUUAGACAACCAGCCACCGACAGCUCCAGAUAAUGGAUGGCAGGUGUUAAAGUUGCUUGGCGUUGAAGCAAUUAAAGUUUGCGGCGUGAUUUCGCGCGUCGAUGACGCAUUCCAUCUUUUCGCUUAGCGCGUCGCCAUUUCGCGUCGCGACUGAGAGU